UUGGGAAACGUCAGUGGAAGGAGGCGCAGGCAACCUUGCUAGCGGACGUCUUGGCUCGUUCAUCACCCACAAACUUGGUUCUUUUUGGUGCUGGACAACCUGAACAGUCCCUUUAGUGGAAUCCUUGGAAAACCACCAGCCUACCUGCCCAGAGAGUCUAUGAGUACGGCUGCUGACCUGCUGGAGGAGUGCCCUGGCAUGGCUCGCACAGUGAAUCCUUUGGACUCCAGCUCCCUUUUGGAGUCCCGUUCUCGCAGCCCUGAAGUCUCUGAGCUGAGUGGCUUCAGCUCUGGUUCUCACAAUGUCUGUGAUAUGUUGUUCUCUUUGCAGAUUUCACCUCCCCUCCCUUAUCUUGCAUCAAACAUGGAGAAGGACUUGGUGCAACUGGGCUCUAGUCUGGACCCCCAGGACACAAGCUCCCCUCUCACCCCACCAUCAGGCGCCACUCCGGGCUCCUCUGCGCUUUCUCGCCGCUGGCGCACUGGCUCCCUGUGGCCUGCUACGGACACACUGGACCAGGCUGAGGAAGCGUUUAGCAUUGAGAGGGAGGCCCGUCUGCAUAGACACGCUGCAGAUGAAAAUGAACCAACCUGCAUUUGGAGUGGUCAUCUGCCCCCCAGUAACAACAAGUAUCGGCUUUACUCCUGCAAGGUCUUUGUUGGUGGUCUACCCUGGGAUAUUACUGAAGCUGGACUCAUCAACACUUUCAGUGGCUACGGCCCUCUGACUGUGGAGUGGCCUUGUAAGGAUGGCAACCACCCUUCUCACCCUCCUUCAGGUAAUGUGGCCAAAGGCAAAGUCUACCUGGUUUUUGAGUACGAACAAUCUGUGCGGGCCUUGCUCCAUACCUGCUAUCAGGACCCGUUUCACCCAGACUUUAGUCGGGAGUACUACUUCAAAUUGUGCAGUGGCCGAAUGCAUGGCAAAGAUGUACAGGUUAUUCCCUGGGUCAUUUCGGACAACAGCUAUGUGUGCUGCUCUGCUCAUCAUUUGGAGGCCAGCAAGACUGUUUUUGUGGGCGCACUGCACAGGAUGCUCAACGCCAAAGCGCUGGCCAGGAUUAUGAAUGACCUGUUUGGAGGAGUCGUACAUGUGGCCAUUUACACAGACAAACACAAAUAUCCCAUCGGCUCUGGACGCGUGACUUUUAGCAAUCAGCAAAGUUACCUGAAAGCGGUGUGCGCAGCCUUUGUGGAGAUCAAAAGCCCCACGUUUACAAAGAAGGUCCAGAUUGACCCUUACCUCGAAGACUCCAUGUGUCAAGUUUGCCUUUGCCAAGAUGGUCCUUUCUUCUGCAGAGACCAGGCGUGCUUAAAAUACUACUGUCGCUCGUGCUGGCACGGGGACCAUUCCAUGGAUGUCCUGGGCAACCACCAGCCCCUCAUGCGCAAGAAAUAGAACAGGGACUCCGGCUCGGAGGCCUCCAGCAAACGUCCUCUCGGGGAUCAGCUGCAGAGCAGAGGAGAGCACGUCUCAGACGGCCGUCGGCGUGAGGGGCAGGGUACUCCACCGGGCACUGGGGUUAGAUCACUAGGAAAUGUUCGCUUUUUGCACUUGCUCUGUUUUUGCUGUUCACAGUUGGCACGUUUACAUGUUGCAUGGUGACGAGCAGUCAUGCAAGUGUCAUUGCCAUUCAUUGGCAAAUGCCAUACAGUGCCUUUAAAUUUGUAGUUUUUCCCUCCCUGCCCUUCCCCCAGUUGAUGUUUUUCCAGUGCAAGCUAACUGGUGUUUCUUACUUCGGGAGUUGAAUGUUGGGCUUCAUUUAACCAAUUGCAUUUUAGACUUUUACAGUUUUUUUUAACUAAUUUGUACACACAGCGGUUUCAAGUCAUGACAUGAAAAAUUUGAACAGAAUUCUACCUGGAGGCAGUUUUGGAGAAAACCUUUUUAUUUCCUGAUCUCUUUUCCUGAUCCUUGUCCCCUUUUUUUCUGACCACUUUUAAUUUGUCCUGCCAGAUUUCACACUUUGUAAACCUUGUUUGCCCCCCUGUUGCGAUUGGACAUAGUUGCAUAAUUUCUGUGCCGAGGACUGUUGUUCCUUGUUCUCCAGUUCUUUUGCCCAGCUGCUUUUUACAGUUUGCAAAGUCUACCUCAUUGUGAUCUACAAAGUUUGCUCCCUACGGUUGUGGAGUUCUUUCAGAAUGGGCACAAUA
This is a messenger RNA of Syngnathoides biaculeatus (alligator pipefish), 2153 nucleotides long. RefSeq names its product cytoplasmic polyadenylation element-binding protein 1-like. Gene Ontology annotation, molecular function: ribosome binding; mRNA regulatory element binding translation repressor activity; mRNA 3'-UTR binding. The coding region runs from base 160 to 1398 and encodes 412 amino acids. The record is from RefSeq and is a predicted model, not a curated record. Gene Ontology annotation, cellular component: synapse; cytoplasm; nucleus. The transcript is spliced from 10 exons. Lineage: Eukaryota; Metazoa; Chordata; Actinopteri; Syngnathiformes; Syngnathidae. Gene Ontology annotation, biological process: negative regulation of cytoplasmic translation.